GGUGAGUCACAUAGUUGGUGCUACUCUUCCAUCUGGGUCAAUGCUGAGCUCAGGCCUCAGUUCACCAUUGGGGGGCACUAAACUGCUAGAAGUGCCUCCUUUCACUUCACAAAAUAGUAUAUUUAUGUGUGUUCAUUUGUAUGGAUGUGUCUUAUAUUUUUAUGUGCCAGGGUUAGGAAAAGGAUUGUUACUUUAAGCAGCAGUCCCCACUGGAAUGUUACUAGCACUAGAAUGUUGCUAUGGGAGCUCACCUAGAACCAAACCAAGGUUUGCUGGGGUGGGAUUCCAUGGUGGCAAGUCUUGUGCAGUCUGAGGGAUACCUUGAAAACAAUGGCUAUGUAAUAAUGAUGUUGAGAGAGUCACUGUCAAGAAGCCAACAUGUAGAUAUUAAAGAUGUUAACAGUGCUAUAUGAGAAUAUUUAUGUCUUGUCCUAAUUCUCAUUUUGCAUUGAUUUUACACCUGUGUCAUGUCUUCUCUUUCCUUCUGUAAAUCUGCAAGUGUUGUCUAUUCUUUAGGCCUAUUCCUGUGUCAAGUGCAGUCAGUGUCAAAAAUCUCAUUUACUUCAAUCGUGCAAGUAAAGCGUGUAUGUUGUGUGUGUUUGCAGUUUGCUUUUAAGUACUAAUUUAAGUGUAUACUACAAUGUUCAUUCAGAGAUCUGGUUGGGAUUCUCACAUUCAGGUUUGAUGAAUAAACCAGAAUGUGUGUUUAUACAUUCAUAAUCUAAUCAAUCUAUUUUGGAUAUUUCUGAUGCUCCUUUCUUCAUAGUAUCAAUGUCGGCUACUGACUGUAGAGAAAAUCUGUCAUUCAAGAGCACAUGAAAUGAGAGCAGGAGAUGGAGAAACAAACAGUUGAGACUAGCCAAGAAAUAUUUCUCAGUGGCAGAAAAUUGAGGAGAAAACAUUUGUCCCAGUCAAACCAUUGGAUUAGCGGAGGGUUUGUUCCAGGACAAUCUGUUUGACAUUCACAUUGUGUUAUUCCUACAUUCUCUCCUGGUGAUGAGACAUCGGUUCCUGCUUACACACCCAUUCCCAGCAUAUCCCCUUUGAACACAGACAGCAGCUGCCUAUUAUGAAAUGCUAAUCAACAUCAAUGACGUUGUUUGUAUGUGAUGGUAUAAAAGUGUAGCCAAAAUUAAUCAAGAUGGAUUUUAGACUACACGUGCCCAUUUUUUAAUGCUAUCCAUUUCUGAUUUGGUAGCAAGAUGGAGACCAGAUAUUGUGAGGCUGUACUAGAGUCGCUUUCCUUUCUCCAAAAGUAUUUUCCUUGUUUAAUUUUUCCUGUUCUCUCAGAUAUCACAUUGGCAGGACUGUGUGUCAAGGUGGAUCCUUCAGUUCCUUUUUGUAGAGUGGGCCUAUUUCUUGUUUUUAAUCCAAAGGGUGUAACUGAUUUUUUUGGUCAGGAAAAGGUUUUACAUUAUCUACCUUUGCCUAUUUAUUGAUCUGAAAAAGGCUUUUGGGAACAAGCCAGUGUAAGCCUAUGAAGGAGAAUGAGGAUGUGUAACUUCAGCCUCACCAGAGGAGUGAGUCAAGUGGCUGUGUAUUGUGACACAAAAGGGUCCACAUGGCUAGCAACAAGUAAUCAAGAGUCAGAGGUGGGAGGACAUGGAGAAAUGGAGAGAGGAGAAAGGGACCAGAAAAAAGCAGAACAGGAGGGAAGAGUCCGAGUGGCCAUUAUGGAGAUGAAUGGAGGAACUCAGGAGAGGUGUAUGGAGCAAGAAGUGGGAGCUUGGGAGGAGGUCAUGCAGCAGGCUGGGGGAACCCGAGGGCAGAUCAUGGAGCUGGAUGGAAGACUCCAGGAGGAAAUCACAGAGCAGGCUAUGGGAGCUCAAGGGAAGAUCAUGGAGCUGGAUGGAAGAGCCUGGGUGGAAGUCACAGAACAGACUGGGGGAACCCGAAGGAAGAUCAUGGAGUUGGGUGGAAGAGCCCAGGCAGAGGUCAUGGAGCAGGCUGGGGGAACCCGAGGGAAGAUCAUGGAGUUGGGUGGAAGAGCCCAGGAAGUGGUCACAGAGCAGACUGUGGGGGCCCAAGGGAAGAUCAUGGAGUUGGAUGAAAGAGCCUGGGUGGAGGUCAUGAAGCAGGCUGGAGGAGACAAAGGGAAGAUGAUGGAGCUGGAUGGAGGAGCCCAGGUGGAAGUCACAGAGCUGGAUGGAGGAGCCCAGGCAGAGGUCACGGAGCAGGCUCGGGAAGGCCAGGAAGUGGGCAUGAAGCUGGUGAAGGACCUUUUGGCAGUGGUUGCCACUUCUGCUCUUCCCCAAGAUGAGAAGACAGAAUUGGAGUUUGUGACCCUGCAGUUUAUGAUGGGGGGUAAUGUACACCUGGUCGGGGAAUUGCAGAGCCAACACACAGUGGAAGAGUUCCAACAGGAAGUGUUUGCUAGGUUCCCCAUACCAGCAUUCCGUGUGACUAGCACAGUGGCCUGUAAUCAAGCGACCAGCCGCAGGGCUGAGAGAGGCCUCUCACUCCAUGAACUUGGCUGCUCCGGGCAACAGGACAGAAUCUACUCACAGCUUAUCUUUUUCCUGUGCAGUGCCUCCUCCUUGACACACUGGGUGGGGCUAGACCGAUUGCUGGAGAUGCUACAACAGCUGAAGCGCUGUAUCGACUAUAUUCCAGUGGCCCUGGUUGGAGUGAUUGUGCAAGCAGACCCAGAGCUGGAUCUGGAGCAGGAGGUGAAGGCACUGCGGUGGCUGAAGUGCCUGCUGGAUGGAGUCUUCUAUGGUGAUUUGUUGCCAGGCCAUGACGGGACAGAACAAGAGGUGCAGGUUCAGGUGGCUGUCUACCAGUCAGGCUGGCCUCAGCGGGCUCUAGAGGUUAAGAGAGCAGCCUGCCAGGCAAUACGAGCGGCCCUGAAGUUCUGAACGGGCAACAUGUGAGGUGCAUCAGGAUUACAAUGGCUCCUGUAUUACAACUGAAGAUCUCAAUUAGCAAUGGAAAAUCAAUUCCGAUUUUGUCCCAGUUAUCGGUGUGCUUCUUUUAAUUUUGAAAAUAGUUAUUGCUUAAUAUUUGUUGCAAAACAAAACCACUUUAGAUAUCUGCAUUGUGACAUCACAAAUAGCUAAGAGCCACAGUGUGCUAUAGCAAUAUACGGAGAGCUGGAUGGCUCAAUGUACGGAUAAUGGCUAUAGAAUGUUAUGUUUUGAAUUAUAGCUACUAAGCCGUGACAUUCGGAAGAUUUCCAAGUACCAUAGCUUUCUCCUGGCCUGUAAAUUGUGGAAUGAGCCCAGUUUGCACUAUUUAUGUCUUAGAUGAGUUUUUUUUCCACCACAGCACUAUCCCUAUAUUUGUUGGACUUGCCUUUGCAAUUGAAAUGGAUUGUAGGCUCGUAUGAUCAUUUUCACUGCUUUAGAAUACAGUCCCCAUGUUUCAAGAAAGCUUUAUUCCAUUCUUGUCUGCUUAAUUUUUAUACACAGAAAUUUCCUGAGAUGAUGAAAAUACCAAGAGCAUAAAUGAAUGGAAUAUUUUCUUUUUUGGUUCAAUUUUUAUUGGGAAUCCUCUAUUAAGAGCAGCCAUACUGGUCAGACCAAUGGUCCAUCUAGCCUAGUAUCCUGUCUUUCAACAAGCUGCUUCAUAGGGAAUUAAAAGAGGAGGGCAAUUAUCGAGUAAUCCAUCCCAUCAUUCACUCCCAGCUUCAGGCAGUUAGAGGCUAGGGCUGCCCACAGCAUAGGGUUGCAUCCCUGUCCAUCUUGGCUAAUAGCCAUUGAUGGACCUCUCUAUCCAUCCUCUGUAUUACACUGGGACUUACCGUUAUAGGUCUCUAUUGAGGGUUAGAGAACAUAUUAGAUGGUACUGUUUAACUACUCCACAGAGUUUACAGGUUCUUGACUAAAUUAUGAGUGCCUGAGUAAUCAUUUAAUUUAUGCACCCCUGAUUUGGGCUGGAUUCAGCUGCCAUUGAAAUCAAUGGAAAGACUCCAUAGGGACUAGAGCAGACACUUAGCAAGAAUGUGAGUUAUGGCAGAGAUUAUAAAACUGGGGAAACCUAUAUAGAGAAAUCUUUAAAAAAAGGUAAUCAGCUUUUUCUCAGAAUAUUAAUAUUCUUCUUGUCUGCACAGGGUAGUUACCAGACCCAACCGGAGUGUCUUUGACCCUUUAAAUUGCUGGUGGGGAAAGCAAAACCAGAUGCCACUAAUUUAUAUGCAUCAAUGAUGAAGCAGCUAAAGCUUCCUUUACUCUUUGGUAUAAAACCAAAUCACGGACAAUUUUAGCCUAUUUAGCCCAGGUCAAAAACCACAUUUAUAAAUUAUUCACAAAAACCUUCGUCUUAGGUGGGUGGAAGAGAGACUAGUAGGUAAUUUACAAGGAGACAAAAAUUCCAGCUACCCAGUGGUAGUAAUAACCUGAUCAUCUGAGGGUGCAAAAAAGAUGAGGAUCAUGCAUCUAUCCACUCAAUCUGAAAGAAAGGGUCUUCCUUUGUUUGUACCCUUGCGUGAACUACAUUGCCCCGGCAAACUUUGCUUAACUUGUGUGCACAACAGAAAUUACCAGAAAAUUAAUAUAAAGUGUGAUCAAAUAAUAAAUGUUCCAUUUCUAAAUGUUUUAUAAAGGGUAAUAAAUGGUUAAUAGAUGCUAUAGACAUGUAUGUGUACAUAUGUGGAAAGUGUUAUAGAUGCUUAUAAAAUAACCUGUGACAGAUACUGCAACUGCAUACAAUAUUUUUGGGGACUAUAUUGUAUUAAGUUUAUGUAUCAUUGUGGGCCUAGGAUGGUA
Molecule: messenger RNA, 4706 nt
Organism: Chrysemys picta bellii (western painted turtle)
Lineage: Eukaryota; Metazoa; Chordata; Testudines; Emydidae
Source: RefSeq, a predicted model, not a curated record